CAACCACCCCAGCAGGAGUCACGGUAAGUAAAAUUAAAGCGCCUGAUCUUUUGACUACAUAGAUCGAUAGAUUGAUUGAUAGUGGAUAUGCUCGCUUCAGACGAAAUCUUUCGCCGGAAUUGGGAACGCAUUCGCGAAGUCGACUUCGAUUUGAAAUCUAAAACCAAUCUGUAUCAUGCUAUAAUCGACCUUAGUGGCCAACCCUCUUACGACGAAAUUUGGUAUAGAAAGGAUGGCGGCGAACUGUAUGUCAAGAUACAUGAUGUGCCUGGAACUUUGUCAGGAGAUAUUCUUCGACUUCUUGCCCCGCUCCCAUCUUUAUCAACACACUCCGAAAUUAAAGGCAACUCAAUCCAGUCCAUUCCUGAUACCCCUCUUGUAGAUGUAAAAGGUUUUGAGUUUCCUGACCAAGAUACUUCGACUGUUGUUCUCGGACUUCCCAUCACAACAUUUAACGAGGCCAUACAUUUUGCAAAGACGUCACGCUGCCUUAGCGAAGUGCCUAAUCUCUUACGAGCCAAAGGAGGACCACAUAUCGUCGAGCUUUUAGGAAGAACUGAAGACGGUCUUUUGGUUUUUCCCAGGUACCUCGAUAGUAGGGCCUCCUCUGUACUCAAAGGUGCCGACUUAAGUAUUGCCUGGCUUAGACGGGUACUCCUCCAACUCGCCGAGGCUCUCGUAUUCCUACACGGUCAAGGGAUCAUCCAUCGCGAUGUUGCCUACAGAAACGUCCUAAUCUCUAAGGACCGACAGGACGUCUAUCUCUGCGAUCUCGAAGGUGCGAUUGGCAGUGACAUUUGUCCAGAAAUAAUUGCAGCCGGUCAAGUACCGCCAACUCAGCGACCGUACACGGACAAAAGUGACGUCUACAUGUUUGGAAUUACUUUAACCGAUUUCAUUCUUGGGAACAGUACCAUGAAUAGGUGGUGUUAUACCUCUCAUUGGGUACCACCUGCACCCUUCGAUGUAAUUGCUCAGGCGUGCCUAAAAACGGCCCCACAUGAGCGCCCUAGUAUGAUGGAGAUUCGAGCAAUGCUUGAAGCAAUCCCUGUUUCAACUUGAGCAUAAAUGCUAGCUACCUGCCUGAUUGUGUAGUGCUUGCCCUCGAUUCCCGUGUAUUAGCAUGUAUAUACCUAGUCCAAAGAUGUCAUCGGAAUGUAAGGGCUA
Molecule: messenger RNA, 1167 nt
Organism: Lentinula edodes (shiitake mushroom)
Lineage: Eukaryota; Fungi; Basidiomycota; Agaricomycetes; Agaricales; Omphalotaceae
Product: kinase-like domain-containing protein
Exons: 2
Coding region: 88-1062 (324 amino acids)
Biological process (GO): protein phosphorylation
Cellular component (GO): plasma membrane
Molecular function (GO): protein tyrosine kinase activity; ATP binding
Source: RefSeq, a predicted model, not a curated record